GACAGUUUGUUUAUGUAGUUUGUUUAGGCAUGAAGAAAACAACAUUCUCAUUCUUGUAUUUCCUUGCUUUCAAAAGUCAUCCCACACUAGUCCUUAUCUCUCUGCACACUCAAAUAUUGACUCACAUUGGGCUGUGCUCACUCUAUACCUUUCACCUUCACCUGGGCUUCAUCCAGAUCAGAAACGAGCUGGACCAACUAAAGAAAACUGUGGUGGUCAGGCCAGAGAAAAUGGAUAAGGAGCAACUUAAGAAAGGAGAAGAAAAGGAGAGAGAGGAAAAGAUGAGGAAGAGGAGCCGAUCACAGAACAGAGAGCAUAACAGGUCCCGUUCUCGUGACCGCAGCAGGAGCCGCUCACGUUCUCGCUCACGCUCCAGGGAGAGGAAGAGGAGGGAUCGAAGCCGAUCUCGUGAUCGCAGCCGAUCUCGUGAUCGCAGCCGAUCUCGUGAUCGCAGCCGAUCUCGGGAUCGCAGCCGAUCUCGGGAUCACAGCAGAGGACGCCGUCACAGCUCCAAACACAAGUCAUCCAAGGAAGCAGCCGAGGAUGGCGUCACAGCCGUGAGCAGACCUCCAGACAAAAGUUGCCCAGGGACCAAGAACUCCCAUCCAGAGACAGGUCAUGAGAGCGAGACAGGCGGGACGUUAUGAACGUCAGGUCGGACUCUCGCCGACGAGACAACAGGGUCAUGGGGGACCUCUGGAGACCACGCUCCCAUCAAUCAAGACACACAACCUCCUCCUGUCUCUAUCGCCCAUCUGUCCAUUCAGAAUAACAUGAAGUUUCACAGUGCUUGACUUUGACCCCGCGGUCCUGCACCAGUUAAUGCAGCUGAGCUAGAGUUUAAUUGGAAUAUUGUAUGGAUUCAGUUUUCUGGCAUCCAGAUCUAUGAUUGGACUGGAUUUGAUUAUUAGUAUCAUAGUGUAUCAAAAUACCUACAUCUGUAAUUUGGUGGCUGAAUAGUUUCAUAAUUGAGGACAGAUUUUAAUGGAUGCAUUGCUUUGACCUCAUGUGUGAAGUCAUCUGUUUAUGUUCUGCUGGAAAAUCUUUCUUUAAA
Acanthopagrus latus (yellowfin seabream) is the source of this 1054-nucleotide messenger RNA. RefSeq names its product arginine/serine-rich coiled-coil protein 2-like. The transcript is spliced from 6 exons. NCBI's taxonomy places the organism in Eukaryota, Metazoa, Chordata, Actinopteri, Spariformes, Sparidae. The record is from RefSeq and is a predicted model, not a curated record. Bases 30 to 647 code for a protein of 205 amino acids.